CGUGAGGGACUUGCAGGGGAAGGAUUCGAAAUCCGGAAGAUUUAAAUCGCUGAAGGAGAGGUCGCUACGGCACAGUAGUGCCCCGUGUGGUUUGGACUCCGGCAAAUGCAGUCUGGGCGGGACACGCCAGGAGGUUGGCUCAGAAAGGACGUGGGGCCAUUCCUUCCGACCUGCGGGGUCCGCAGCGGGUGAGGGCUCCCCGAGAGCCGGGCGUCUGCGCUCCCUUCCGAUCCCUGCCUCCGUGUGACACCCGAAAGAGGGGCGAUCUCUUACCUAACUAGAGAGACUCUCAAGAGGAAGUCCUCUGCUGAACUCAGACAUUAAAAUCCUAACCACCAGAGCUAAUUUGGAUCAUAAACCACCAAAUGAAUGGGAGCGUCUGUGGUCUUGGCAAGUACAGAAACAUAUAGGUUACUUAUGAGGAUAAUUCACUAAAACAUCAAGCUAUGAAGAAAAACUCCAAGAGGAACCACAGUUCAAGGGUUUCUGACCUAGAAUUGAACUCUGCAGAUGCUGAGAAGGAAAAAAAAGAGCGUCAAAAUAACUUUGUUGAACUGCUGCCUCCAGAAGUUACUUUUAAAAUUUUCAGUCAGCUGGACAUCUGGAGUUUGUGCAGGGCUUCGGUGACGUGCAGGAGCUGGAAUCACACAAUAAGACACAGCGAUGCCUUGUGGAAACCUCAUUGCCUGACUGUGAGAGCUGUAUGCCAAAGAGAGAUAGAUGAUGAUCUAGAGAGUGGUUAUCCCUGGAGGGUAAUACUACUGAGGAAUUACCAGAAGAGUAAAGUGAAACAUGAAUGGCUAAGUGGCAGAUAUAGCAACAUAUGUUCUCCUAUCAGCCUACCAGAAAAAAUCAUGUACCCAAUGGAUGCAGACACAUGGGGGGAAAUUCUAGAAGCAGAACUGGAAAGAUAAGCAGAAAAAUCACACACAGAUCUCCUAACUUUGAGAGUUUAAAACUAAAAUGACUCUUAGUUUAUAAAAGGUAUAUCUUUAGCCGUCCAUAUUUUUGUUUGCCUUUUUACUAUUUAACAUUUAAAAGAAAA
Messenger RNA from Balaenoptera ricei (Rice's whale), 1045 nucleotides. RefSeq names its product F-box protein 48 (gene FBXO48). Lineage: Eukaryota; Metazoa; Chordata; Mammalia; Artiodactyla; Balaenopteridae. The coding region runs from base 447 to 914 and encodes 155 amino acids. The record is from RefSeq and is a predicted model, not a curated record. Gene Ontology annotation, cellular component: SCF ubiquitin ligase complex. The transcript has 5 exons. Gene Ontology annotation, biological process: SCF-dependent proteasomal ubiquitin-dependent protein catabolic process. Gene Ontology annotation, molecular function: protein binding.